This is a messenger RNA of Solea senegalensis (Senegalese sole), 2053 nucleotides long. It is a transcript of the gene zdhhc6, whose product is annotated as zinc finger DHHC-type palmitoyltransferase 6. The record is from RefSeq and is a predicted model, not a curated record. Bases 344 to 1582 code for a protein of 412 amino acids. Gene Ontology annotation, cellular component: Golgi apparatus. The transcript is spliced from 11 exons. Gene Ontology annotation, biological process: protein palmitoylation. Gene Ontology annotation, molecular function: protein binding; palmitoyltransferase activity. NCBI's taxonomy places the organism in Eukaryota, Metazoa, Chordata, Actinopteri, Pleuronectiformes, Soleidae.
UUUCUGACACACCAUGAAAAGGGUUCCGCUUCAUGCACAGAAGAAAAAUAACAAGGAAGUGACCAGAUGGGGACUUUGACGUUGUCACAAGGAUAGUGUGCUCCCCAGAUUGACAGCAGAGGAUGCCGCUCUUUGCCAGGACCAGCAGCAAUGGGAUACGAAGUGCCCCAGUGAGUCAAGACCCGGCCAGUUGUCGAGUACUCAGAAGAAAGGGAAAAAUAUGUGCAUAUUACUCAUUGCUAUGAGAUAGCAAAUGAAAUAAUUAACACAUUACUGAAGCCUAGUCAAUACAUUUCAUUCAUCAAAAGCAAGAAUAUUAGACCUAGUUGUGUGGUAAAAAAAAAUGAACUUCCUGUCAACCUUUGUGACAUUUGAGAACCUCCAUGAGGUACGGAGAUUAUGCCACUGGGGCCCAGUCAUAGCUUUGUCCGUCAUUGCUAUAUGCUCCACAAUGGCCAUUCUGGACUCCAUUAUCUGGUACUGGCCAUUAGACACUACAGGAGGCAACAUUAACUUCAUCAUGCUCAUCAACUGGACUGUUCUCAUCCUCUACAACUACUUCAAUGCUAUGUUUGUUGGACCUGGAUAUAUCCCUCUUGGUUGGAGACCAGAGAAGCAACUGGAUGCCCAGUACUUGCAGUACUGCAGAGUGUGCCAAGGGUUCAAGGCCCCCAGAUCCCACCACUGUCGCAAGUGUAACAGGUGUGUGAUGAAAAUGGACCACCACUGUCCUUGGAUCAACAACUGCUGCGGACACCUGAACCAUGCUUACUUCACCAGCUUCCUGCUGCUAGCUCCUCUGGGCUGCUCACACGCUGCCGUCAUCUUCAUAAUGACCAUGUACACGCAGUUGUACGAGAGGAUAUCAUUUGGGUGGAGCACUGUGAAGAUUGACAUGAGUGCUGUGCGUCAAUUCCAGCCCAUCAUGCCCUUCAGUGUGCCUGCCUUUGCUGCCACACUCUUCGCCUUAGGCCUGGCACUGGGUACCUCUAUCUCUGUUGGCAUGCUUUUCGUCAUACAGAUGAAAGUCAUCCUUCGAAACAAGACCUCGAUUGAGUCCUGGAUUGAGGAAAAGGCCAAAGACAGAAUACAGCACUACCAAACAGGGGAGGAGUUCAUCUUCCCUUAUGACCUUGGCACCCGCUGGCUGAACUUCAAGCAAGUUUUCACUUGGUCAGGGAUGCCCAAGGGUGACGGCACAGAAUGGCCAGUCCAUCCCAAGUGUCACCAGCACACCUUAACUAUUGAGCAACUGAAACAGAAAGCUGACAAACGAGUGAGAAGUCAGGUCCAGUACCGAGCAGUGGAGGACUAUAAUGGCGCUUGCUGCCCUCUCAGCAAGGGUCUCCAAACCUUUUUCAGAACUCCCUGCACAGAGGAGCCCAGGAUCCCCCUCAGUAAGGGGGACACCAUCCUCGCCACCCGUGGGACCAAAUGGUGGAUGUAUGGAGACAAAGUUUUGAGCGAGGAGCACAUGAAAGUUGGGGAGCGUGUGAGGGGAUGGUUUCCGAGGCGAUGUGUGGAGAAGUGCCAUUAUGACACAGCUGCCAGUGAUAGCACCUGCGAAAAGAAAGUAAAUUAAUAUAUUUCACCUGGCUUUAUGUAGAGCGGGGGAGUGAAACUGAACAUGAGGUGUCAGUCUGUUUUCAUGAACAUACACCCACUGAAGAUGUCAGGCCUGAUACUGCAGGCUCACCAUCAAAAAUUGCAUACUUUGAUUGAAAUUUAUCACAUUUCAGUACCAACUUGAAUUUUUUAAGUAGCACUUUGCUAUCAUAGACUUGAAAGUUCAUGAGAAAGACUGGUCUUAUGCGUUCAGUUCAGCUCCUCUGACCAAAAGUAAAACCCAGCAAGAGUCUUAAUUUCCAAUAAAUGCCGCCAGGCUUUAAUGUAACUUUGUUGUGAUUACAAGACUUUUUACUUGAAUAUGUUGUAUUUACUGGUUGAUGUCCUUUUUUGCUACUUAUGCAAUGCCUCUGCCCAGCUGACCCUAGGGCUUCAUCAUGCAACUCUUUCUACAGUACGGAGAUAACACUCAAAUUCUUUUUUUUUA